Molecule: messenger RNA, 2398 nt
Organism: Pyricularia oryzae 70-15
Lineage: Eukaryota; Fungi; Ascomycota; Sordariomycetes; Magnaporthales; Pyriculariaceae
Exons: 3
Source: RefSeq, a predicted model, not a curated record
CAUGGCUUUUCUUGGUGGUAACAUUCAGCCACUAGAGAUGGACAGCAACAAACUCAUCUUCACUGGCCUUGGCACACUUCUCUGUCUUGGGAUUGGCCUUUCUCGUCUCCUGAACAAACAAGGACCAAAGACAGGCGACCAGUCGCCCGGCCUUCUUCAAGCUUUUGGGCUUUUCUUCUACACUUGCUUCGUCAAGCCGCACCGGGUCGGCGGCACGAACACCCAGCAGGAUGCGCUCGAGUCCUUCUACGAGACCCAGGCGAGCAUCUAUGAUGUCACACGGACGACUCUGCUCAAGGGCCGGGAGGACAUGUUGGCGCUCGCCGCAGCUCAGCUCCUCCACAGGGCAAAGAAGCAGUCACACCAGAAGCGAAUCUGGGUGGAUAUCGGUGGUGGCACUGGCUGGAACAUCGAAGCAAUGAACCGCUUCGUUGAUGUUCCCGAGUUCUUCUCGAGUGUUUACCUCGUCGACUUCUCUCCAUCCCUGUGUGAAGUCGCCAGGCAACGCUUUCAGCGACUAGGCUGGAAGAACGUCAGGGUCGUCUGCCAGGAUGCGCGAAAGUUUCGGAUCGAAGAUCAUGAAGCAAGCGGCCCCAAGGGUUGGAACCAGGCAAUCGGCGCCGACCUGCUGACAAUGUCGUACAGCCUAUCCAUGAUUCCCGACUUCUACUCAGUCAUCGACUCGUUGAGCUCGCUUCUCGCACCUGGCGGCAUCAUGGGCGUGGUCGACUUUUACGCGCAAUCCAAGGUUGAUUUCAGCUUCCGCAACCACACAGCCGGUCUCACUGGGAGGCACUGUGGCUUCAUCCUCCGGAGCUUUUGGCGUGCUUGGUUUGAUCUCGACCGUGUCAGCCUCGAGCCUGCGAGGCGAGACUACCUGGAGUACCGCUUUGGGACAGUCCUGGGGGUCAACACGCGCAAUCGGAUGCUGGGAAAUAUCCCAUACUACAUCUGGAUCGGCUGCAGCAAGACCUCUAGUGGUCAGAAUGGUUCUACACAGAGCUUGCACGAGAACGUCAGCCCCAAGGCGGUUCAGGUAGCCGUGAAGAACAGCUCGGCCGGGUUACCACUUCCGUCGUUCUUCUACCAGAACCAUGCGUGGCGCAUCUACUACGACGAUCAGCUGCGAAAGCACAAGCAGUUUAACGAUGAGUACAUCUAUGCAUUCACUUGGGAAGACACCCGCGUCGACGCCCGCCUGCUCAAGAUCUCUUCAGAUGAUGUCGUCUUGGCCAUCACGAGCGCUGGAGACAACAUUUUGUCAUACAUCAGCCAGUCUCCCGCACGAGUUCACGCAGUGGAUCUCAACCCGUCGCAGAACCACCUUCUCGAGCUCAAGCUGGCAUCAUACUCAGCUCUUGACUACGCCGACUUCUGGAAGAUCUUUGGCGAAGGACACCACGACGAGUUCCGCGCGCUCCUGAUUAACAAGCUGUCUCCCCACCUGUCGAGCCGGGCGUUCCAAUACUGGUUCGCCAACGCGCACAUCUUCACCAGCAAGCACGGUCUCUACGACACGGGUGGAUCCAAGCACGCGAUCAGGGCAUUCCGCUGGAUCUCAUCUGCGUUUGGGGUCCGCUCCGCCGUGCGUGAAAUGCUUGAAGCGAAGACGCUCAACGAGCAGCGUGAGAUCUGGCAGGGACGGAUCCGUCCGGCACUCCUGUCCCGCAUGGUCAGCAACUUCGUGGUCAGCCAGGAGCAGUUCCUCUGGUCGGCCCUGGGCGUGCCAAAGCACCAGCUCGCCAUGCUCGAGAGGGACCACGCCACUUCCAAGGUGGUCUCGCGAGGCGAGGCCAGUAACUCGCGGACAAGUGCCAUCUGGCAGUUCAUGUCGGACACGCUCGACCCCGUGGCGCACGACACUCAUAUCGCCGAGGAAAACCCCUAUUACUACGUCACUAUGGCGGGCAAGUUCUCCCCGCGCUGCCAUCCGGACUACUUGUCCCCGGCCGCACACGCAAAGCUCUCCCGCCGCGGCGCUCUGGAGGACCGCAUUCGUAUCCACACGGAAGAGAUUGACGUGGUGCUCGCCGGGCUCGCGCCAGGAUCCCUGACUGUCGCCGUGGUGAUGGACAGCAUGGACUGGUUUGACCCCAAAGAGCCCGGCGUUGCCGCUGCACAAAUCUCCAAGCUGAACAGGGCGCUCAAGCCCGGCGGAAGAGUGCUGCUGCGCUCGGCUGGUUUGAAACCGUGGUACGUGGAAGAGUUCGCCAAGUUGGGAUUCGCGCCAAAAAGGGUUGGAUGUCGCAGCCCAGAGACUCGGUGCAUUGACAGAGUAAACAUGUAUGCCAGCUGUUGGCUUUUGACCAAGACGGGAGGUCUGCCACCACCAACUCCGGGCAUGGAAGGCGAGGCGCUCGUAAGCUGUCCUGUUGACGAAGGGUUGGCUAUGAUUUGA